Molecule: messenger RNA, 1672 nt
Organism: Nyctereutes procyonoides (raccoon dog)
Lineage: Eukaryota; Metazoa; Chordata; Mammalia; Carnivora; Canidae
Gene: CD247
Product: CD247 molecule
Exons: 8
Coding region: 37-588 (183 amino acids)
Biological process (GO): cell surface receptor signaling pathway
Cellular component (GO): membrane
Molecular function (GO): transmembrane signaling receptor activity
Source: RefSeq, a predicted model, not a curated record
AGGCGGCAGCCUCCUUUUCUCUUCUGUGUCCCAGCCAUGGCUGCCACAGCGUUGGCCUCCUGGCAUCAUCCUGGGGGAAAGGACAAGGUGAUGUGGAAGGUGCUGGUUAUCGCGGCCCUGCUGCAGGCACAGCUCCCGGUGACAGGGGCUCAGAGCUUAGGCCUGCUGGAUCCCAAAUUGUGCUACCUGCUGGAUGGAGUCCUCUUCAUCUAUGGUGUCAUUAUCACUGCUCUGUUCCUGAGAGCAAAGUACGGCAGGAGCGCGGCCGCGCCCGAGGACCAGCAGGGCCCCAACCAGCUCUACAACGAGCUCAAUCUGCGAGGAAGAGAGGAGUACGAGGUUUUGGAUAAGAGACGCGGCCUGGACCCGGAGAUGGGAGGAAAGCAGCAGAGGAAGAGGAACCCUCAGGAGGUCGUGUACAAUGCACUGCAGAAAGACAAGAUGGCAGAGGCCUACAGUGAGAUUGGGAUAAAAAGCGAGAACCAGCGUCGGAGAGGGAAGGGGCAUGAUGGCCUUUACCAGGGGCUCAGCACGGCCACCAAGGACACCUACGAUGCCCUCCACAUGCAGGCCCUACCUCCUCGCUAACAGCUCCAGGUCUCCCACCGAACACAGGCCAACUCCGCAGACGCCCAGAUUGUUAAAGACACAGGAUAAAGCGUUUAUAACCCGGUUCACUCGUAUUUCUCCACCGCCAAAGUAUUCCCUCUUUAUGAAUUGGGUACUUUGCACUGUAACAUUCGGUCAUAUCCAAUUCAACCAUCGUCCCCGGGCUCUGUAGGGGAGUGCUCCCCCAAGCUUAUGGCCCGUCCUCGAGGAAGAGUUGUGACACUCUGGGCUCUUCGGGUUUGAUGGAGACUGUGGCCGGGCCCCUACCCUGGAAGCCCCAGGCUCUUACCUGGGAGAUGGGCACCCGCUUCUCACAGCCGUGUUCAGUCUGUUUUGUCAGGUCCCCUGAGAACCCCCCAGUGUUUGCACGUAGCCUAAUAGUUUUUAGUGUUCUGUCAGUAUUUGAAUGGCUUUGCUCCUGCUGUAAAUUUGGCUUCUGUUUGCCUCAUUUCAGGGGAACUUGUAAUCAAGGCCAAGGGACUGUUGUGCCUCCUGGUGACAGGCCUGAGUAGAGGUGGGGAGGGGAGGAGAGCCUCUGCAGGUACAGCUCAGGGGCUGGUGAAGGGGAGCAUGGGCUGGAGUGUGGGGCGGACAGGCAUCCGUUCCCCCUUGCAGGGCUUAGCACCUGGAGGCUAGGUGCUCCGGGGACCCCGUGAUGAACCAGGGUGCUUGCCGUCAUGGGGCUCACUCUCAUGGGGGACACAAACCGGGAAGAAACUGGCCUCAAAGAGCAGAGGAAGUGCAGAGUGUAGGGGCGAGGGAAGGGAGCAAUAGGGCACGAUCUCCAGGCACCUGUUUGAAGCACCCAGAGGGAGGGCCAGCUUCCCUGUCCCCACGAGGCCUCCACAGGUGGCCCGGCCCCGCACACCCCUGUGGACACCCUGUGUGGACUACCAAGAACAUUGCUGUGGGAGGUCUCAUGUGUAACCCUCUCUGUUCUGCUUGGUCUUAAUUUAUACUGGUUUGCUAAAGCCUUACUUACUCUUUUGCACAAUAAACGCUUUGGUGAAAAUGCUGCCUUUACCCUGGGCUCUCUCUGGGUGGUCCAGCAGGUGAAGCUAAU